Messenger RNA from Porites evermanni, 4902 nucleotides. The record is from the annotation of a GenBank genome assembly. Lineage: Eukaryota; Metazoa; Cnidaria; Anthozoa; Scleractinia; Poritidae.
AUGUCGAUUCCCUAUUUGUGUAACCUUAAACUUUAUACAACUGAAUCAGCAAUUGGGAUUCUCAUUGGAACAUAUCUGGUGUCUCUAACAGUACUUAUUAUAACACUUAUGUCUAUUGAACGAUGGCUGCACAUGACUCGGCGAUCCUCAAUAACAUCGCGCGGUGGAUGUCUCAUCGCUGCGGUCUCACUGGUAGUACCAAUUCCUUUCGUUAUUCUACAGGGUAUUUAUUGUUACAAGGAUAGUUUUAAACUAGAGGUAGGCACCACUAUGGGAGUAUAUCUGCUAUCUUGCUACUUAGCCACCACUGUUGCCCAUUUCAAAGUGUUCCGUAUAAUUCACCGACACCAGCAACAAAUUGGUGGAAACCAGUCGUGUCAAAGUGUUUGUCAACGAGCGAUCGACUUGGCGAAAUACAAGAAAUCCGUAAUUUCAAUCUUAUACAUUCUUAUUUUGUUUUCUCUUUCUUUCUUGCCUGUGACAGUUAUACUCUUCCUCAUUGUUAAAUGGGGUAAGAGCAAGGGAACAUGGGAGCCAUAUCACGUGUCUUUGGUGUUCUUAUUUUUGUCUUCCAGUCUCAAUCCUGGUCUUUACAUCUGGAGAAUGAGAGACAUUGGUGAUGGAGUAAAAUCUUUAUUCUCCCCCUGUAGAUCCCAGUAGAAUAGUUAACAAUAGGUCAUUUGCACGAUGACGUCAUUUUACUGCUUACCCUGCUAGCAGAGUCGCUUCGAUCUUUCCUAGAUGAGAAGGAGACUCUGUUCGCAGGGUAUUUACUGCUACAACCAGGAUCCUUUUGGUUUUUCCUUUCAUGUUUUUAUUUGGUAAUCCCAGUGAGGUUUCGAUAACAAAAGCCCUAAUUUGCACAAGAAAGCAAAGUCCUGAGGGAUUCUUGUCGUAGGAGUAAAAUGAUGUCAUCAUAUAAAGGGCCUAUUAUUCCACGAGUGCGCGUUGGCUAUAAUCAUCUCAUAUCCAACAAGCGCGAGUGGAAUAAUUGUUUUAUUAGAAACGCCUUUAAAAUAGUGGGAAUUCUUCCCGCCUUUAUUUGUAAAAACAACAGAUUUUCCCCUUGUUUUUAAUUUUGAGCAGACGCGUACAGUUACCAUAUUUGGAGAACAUAGUAUAAUGGCUAAGCAAAUAAGAGCUCUAGGACUGCUUUAUCCAAUGAUUCAGUUUUUAAUAAUAUGAAUUAUCAUCAGUGAAUCACGGGGGAGCACUCAACAAAGUUCUACACGUAGACGCUUCGCCCCGAUGUCCAACUCCUUACCUUUUUAUAAACCUUUUUUUGACGGAAAAGGAACCCUGUUAGCCCUUGUGUUGUCCUUUUGGAGACUAAAAUGACAGAUUUCCCUGCGCUUUCAUAUGCUCCAACCAAUGAAAUACUUAGUCUUUCAAAUAUCAGAAGCCUGAAAAUGUACCUCUUGCGCACCGGCUCGCGAAGCCCCCUCAUAUAGGCUAUUUUAGUGGUACCCCUCUCCUAAUGGGCGAAUCGCAAGCUAAGUGACCACAACGAAAUCGCCGGAGAUCAAGGAACCAUAUCUAAUAUAUAGUUUCUUAAUGUGGUAGCAUCUGAGAAUGCUUUAAGCAGCUCAACAACAGUGACUACUCAGAAGGGAGAACAUAAAAGUACACUUAUGAAUUAGAAAUUGCAUGCAAGGAAUUCUCUUGAAAAAUGUAGAUGUGUGGUUCGAUUCUCGUUGGCGACCACGUCUCAUAAGCGACCACUAAAUCUUCGCACUUUGGAUUGUCAUGCACUUACCGGAGGUUCGACUGUAUGCAAUCUGUGCCUCUGAAGUUAAAUCCUAAGGCCAGUCAUUCAUGUUGGUGGCUGUAGACUGAUGAGCGUUUCAAGCACAAAAUAUCUAGUGUUAGACAUCGACGGUGGAGUCUGUCAUUGCGUCCACUUUGAAGGAUGACGCAACAAGGUAUCAUCUGGUAUUGGAAUGAUCAAGCGAAUGUGUUCCAUGAUCCUACUUACACCCCAAACACUAUUUACAAGUUUAAGUACAUUUUCAUUUUUACUUGUUACAAAAAAUAGAAAAGAUUGUCGUGUCUCUCGUGGAACACUUCAGGUAAAACUUUGCCUGAUUCUUGACAUGAGUAGUUUAGUGGGGAUUUUUUGAACCCCAUUUUUGCGUAGUAACGAGGAUGAUGUCAUAUUCCUUUAUCUUUAUCGCAUGAAUAAAAUGUAGAGGAAUUUCAUUAAUGCGAUUUAUGCUUUUAUAAGAUUUGAUGUCAUGCUAAGUUUACUUUUGUCACGCCCCCUUCAAAGUCAGUACAUGCUAAAAUAAAUUAUUAUAAUUAUGUUUUCCUUGUUUCGCAGUUUUUACCGCCCAGAGGUACGAGAAGCUACUACUUUCCUCAGGAGCGUCUGGGGGAGUUGUCAUCUAGUUAGUGGAGAGCACUUUUCGUAAAAUAUGAGCUGUGCCCAAUAGCUAGGCUGGUCUUCUGUAGAUGCUUCUAGGACUUUGAUCGACGUAUUUUUCCAGGCUCUUUUUUAACUAGGCCAAGUGUUCCAAAACCUACAGGCACAGUUUCUCCUAUAAGGCCCCAAAUCCUUGAGAUUUCGAUCACUACGUUUAAAUAUUUUGAUAGCUUUUCAACCAUUUUGACAGGUGUAUUUCGUUCAGCGCGAAUACGGCCAUAUCAAUCAGUAGGCAAUUCUUCAGUUCUUGAUCUUUCAUUAGGAUGUCAGGCCUGUUGGAUUUGAUUUUUUUAUCCGUUUGAACCAGCUUGUCCCAGAGAAUAUACAUCUUUUAUUUUUAUUUUCUUUUACUGUCUCGGGUGUACGCUCGUACGUAGCAGUUGUUCCCCACUUUGAUGUUGUAAGCUUUGCAGAUAUUUCAGUGGAUGUAAGAGGCGGACUUCAGGCAGCCACUUGUAUUGUGAUCGAUGGUUUCUUCGUAGCGGUUGCUUAUUAUUAUUAUAAUUAUUGUAAUUAUUAUUAUUAUUAUUAUUAUUAUUAUUAUUAAGGAAUCUAGAAAUAGAGAAGGGUCAAGCAGGACUUCCCUAGACUCAACAGCUAUAGAUGCGUUAUUAAUUGUCUUUAUUUUAUUUUUUUUAACAGUUGAAAGAAACUUUUGAAUUUUAGAGGCUGACAGUUUUUUUUAUUGAAAUAAAAUGUUUUUAAAUCGAAAAAGUUUUUCUUAGUUAAAUUAACUCUUUCUAAGCUAAAUUAAGUGCUUUUUAAAUCGACAGGAAUUGUAAAUAGUGUUUUGAAUGAAUAGUUUUUCCUUUUUUUCAAGCGAAUUAAUUGUAAAUAGGAUUUUAAUAGUUAGCAUUGCUGUCAAUAAAAUUUUUUCACUUUAAACUUUUAUUAUUAUUAUUAUUAUUAUUAUUAUUAUCAUUAUCGUUAUUAUUUAAUAUUGUUAUUUAAUAUUUUCUAAUCAAUUUACAGGCCCUUUGAAUAUUUCAUCACACUGUAAGGAGCUUUAAAUAAUACAUGUGCUAGGUUUUAUUCACUAUAAAGCUUCGCUUGAUUUUUUAUGGUUGCCAUCAUUAUUAUCAAUGCUCUUAUAAGAGAUCUAUUUAAGGAAAAGAUUGAAAAGAGUCGAUUUCAAAAAACGGUCAUGUUUUCCCUGUUAAAAGAUUAUAAAUGUCAGCUACUGGAAAAAUAAAAUUUCAUGACACAACAAAGCAACGGUCAACAACAGUCAACAAAAGCAAAAACAACAGGAACCGGACAUCGAAUUGAAAAGAAGUAAUUUCAACUCAGCACAUAUAUAGCAGCAAAAACUAAUUAAUAAGUAAUUAAUUUUUUUUUAUAUACGAUAAAAUAUUCAUCUGAAAUUCAACAAUCAUCCUUAGGCUUUCAAUAGACUGAUGCCAGUGCCUAUGAUAACUGUUCAAAAGUUGUGUUUUCUGGCCCUGUUUGUAUUGUAUUACGCAGUUUAAAACCUAACAAUUCUUCUACCGUCUACAAACUUGUCAAGCCAAGCCGCUUUAUUUUUAAUACAUGCGUAGGUGAACCGAGCUGCGGCAUCAUGUUCAAUAUCGCGACUUGGCCUUCUCCAUUCUCCAUUUUCCAUUCCUAGUACCAUGAGCUCUGGAGCAAAUGCUAAAGAGACGAACAGUAUUUUUGUGGCAAGUCAUGUGAUCAUCGUUCUUUUCUCCCCCGUGGCAGUGGUGGGAAAUGCAGUGGUUUUGAUGGCUAUUUGGAAGAAUUCCUUUCAGAGAACAACAUUUCACAUUCUUUUGAGUGUUUUGGCGUUUACGGACUUGUUGACUGGUGUUGCCAGCCCUCUUAUGUCCAUUCCCUAUUUGCUGAACCAUGAGUUUGGAGUUAUCUCCAUGUCUGGCAUUCUCAUAAGUACAUAUCUGUUGUGUCUUACGAUACUUGUUAUAACACUCAUGUCCGUUGAACGAUGGCUGCACAUGACGCACCGAUCCUUACUCACAUCAAGCCGUGGAUAUCUUACCGCUGUCAUAUCCUUGCUAGUGCCAAUUCCCUUAGUCACUUUGCAGGCAUUGAACUUCAUCACCGGGAAAAUGGAAUUAGAAACAAAUGCUGCAAUGGGCGUAUAUGCGGUAUCGUGUUACUUUGCCACCUCUGUUGCAUAUUUCAAAGUGUUCCGUAUUAUUCGACAGCACCAGCAACAAAUUCAUGGGAGCCAGUCACGUCAAAAUUUUGGCCAACAAGCGAUCGACUUGGCAAAAUAUAAGAAAUCCAUUUUUUCAAUCUUGUACAUUCUUGCUUUGUUUUCUUUGUGUGUUUUGCCUUUCCUUGUUUCGCUUUUACUCCUUGUUCUUUUGGGUGAGGAUAACGGAGAGUGGGCGCCAUAUCACGUAUCUUUGGUGUUCUUGUUUUCAUCAUCCUGUCUCAAUCCUGGUCUUUAUAUUUGGAGAAUGAAUGAUGUUCGUAAUGGAGUCAAAAAGUUGUGUUGUUGCACAAACGGAUUCCACUAG